AGCAGAUAAACCCCCUGCGGCUCCACGGACUGCGAACCAUGGCGGAGAUGGAAGCGAGCCUGUUGCGCCAGUGCCCGCUGCUUCUGCCUCAGAACCGGGCGAAAACCGUGUACGAAGGAUUCAUUUCGGUUCAGGUGGAAGAUCAGCUCAUUGAUAAUGAGAAGUUUCUUGUUUUAUAAUAUAGAUGGUUAGUGCUGUAAAUUUUUCUUCAGACACUACUUUGGCUCUAUCACACAUAUUUUGGGAUGUGAUUUUCACCUUAGAGUAGUGUUGCCUGAAGAUUUACAAAUGAAGAAUGCAAGAUUAUUAUGUAGUUGGCAACUGAGAGCAAUACUUAAUGGAUACCAUCAAAUAGUACAACAGAGAAUGCAGCACUCUCCUGAUCUAAUGAGCUUUAUGAUGGAGUUGAAGAUGAUUUUGGAAGUUGCUUUAAAGAAUAGACAAGAGUGUUAUGCACUGCCUCCUCCCCCCCAGUUCUACUCCAGCCUUAUUGAAGAGAUAGGAACUCUUGGUUGGGAUAAACUUGUAUAUGUGGAUACUUGUCUCAGUACCAUCAAGUUAAAAGCUGAAGAUGCUUCUGGUAGAAAGCAUCUAAUUACUCUCAAGUUGAAGGCAAAGUACCCUGCAGAAUCACCAGAUUGUUUUGUGGAUUUUCCUGUUUCAUUUUCUGUUUCCUGGACACCACAGAGCUCCUUAAUAAGCAUUUACGGUCAGUUUUUGGCAGCCUUAGAAUCACUGAAGGCAUUCUGGGAUGUUAUGGAUGAAAUCGAUGAGAAGACUUGGGUACUUGAGCCAGAAAAACCUACCCGGAGUGCGACGGCACGCAGAAUUGCACUAGGAAAUAAUGCUUCAGUAAAUAUAGAGGUUGACCCCAGGCAUCCUACUAUGCUUCCUGAGUGCUGCUUUCUUGGAGCAGACCAUGUGGUAAAACCUCUGGGAAUUAAGCUGAGCAGAAACAUACAUUUAUGGGAUCCAGAAAAUAGUCUGUUACAAAACUUGAAAGAUGUUUUAGAAAUAGAUUUUCCAGCUCGCGCUAACCUGGAAAAAUCUGAUUUUUCUAUGGAUUGUGGGAUUUGUUAUGCCUAUCAGCUUGAUGGCGCCAUUCCUGAUCAAGUGUGUGAUAAUUCCCAGUGUGGACAGCCUUUCCAUCAAAUAUGCUUAUAUGAGUGGUUGAGAGGACUACUGACUAGUAGACAGAGUUUUAACAUCAUAUUUGGUGAAUGCCCAUAUUGUAGCAAGCCAAUUACCUUGAAAAUGUCUGGAAGGAAAUCCUGAAAUAAGAACAUAACCUUUCUGUGAAGAGCUGGCAACUUUAAAAAUGAUCAGAAAGAUUUUAUUUGAUAUCUUCAUAGAAAAUAUAGAGCAAGACAUACUAAAGUCAAAAGGAAAAGAACGAUGAAGCCAUAAUAAUACACGUCUGCCUUUGCCUCUUCACUAAGAGUCCAGUCUGGGACCUCCAUACCAGUUGUAGAAGUGUAUGUAUAACAAGAUGAAGAUCUGGAAUUACUGAAUAUAUUCGGACUGGUAGAAUCUUGAUAGGGUUCAUAGAAUGUAUUUGGGAAUUGUAUACAGCUGGAUGGUUGUGGAGGACUUUUUAUUUCAUUCAGAAUUUGAGACUCACAAUACUUUUGUCUUCUCCUUGUGCUUUCCUAUAGAAAAACAUAUAGUGUUAAGUUUGAGUUAUCCUAGUAUUUAUUUUGUGUAUUCGGUAAGAAUACUAAAUAAAACAUGUUACACAAAAA
Molecule: messenger RNA, 1742 nt
Organism: Ailuropoda melanoleuca (giant panda)
Lineage: Eukaryota; Metazoa; Chordata; Mammalia; Carnivora; Ursidae
Gene: FANCL
Product: FA complementation group L
Exons: 15
Coding region: 289-1275 (328 amino acids)
Biological process (GO): protein monoubiquitination; interstrand cross-link repair
Cellular component (GO): nucleus; Fanconi anaemia nuclear complex
Molecular function (GO): ubiquitin protein ligase activity
Source: RefSeq, a predicted model, not a curated record